Messenger RNA from Prunus armeniaca (apricot), 1791 nucleotides. Lineage: Eukaryota; Viridiplantae; Streptophyta; Magnoliopsida; Rosales; Rosaceae. The record is from the annotation of a GenBank genome assembly.
AUGGUGUCUGACGCGAGCAAGAAGAAGGCGGCACAGAAGAAGGCGGCGGCGGCGGCCAAGAGAGGUGGAAAGGCGGCGGCGUCGUCGAAGUCAGCUGCGACCGAGUCGCAGAACGGAGCUGAUAAGCUAUCGAAUGGCGUCGGGGCGAUGCAUAUUUCGGAUCGUAACUGCACCGGCGUUCUCUGUUCGCAUCCUCUGUCUAGAGAUAUCCGGAUAGAGUCUCUAACAGUUACCUUCCAUGGACAUGAUCUGAUAGUUGAUUCUGAACUGGAGCUUAAUUAUGGCAGACGUUACGGUUUGCUUGGUUUGAAUGGGUGUGGUAAAUCUACCCUCCUAACUGCAAUAGGCUGCCGAGAGCUUCCAAUUCCAGAUCACAUGGAUAUCUACCAUCUCAGCAGGGAGAUUGAAGCUUCAGACAUGUCUUCACUUGAGGCUGUCAUUAGUUGUGAUGAGGAGAGGAUAAGGUUGGAGAAAGAAGUUGAAGAACUGGCAGCUCAGGAUGAUGGUGGUGGAGAGCAGCUUGAACGCAUUUAUGAGCGCCUUGAAGCAUUGGAUGCAGCAACUGCAGAGAAGCGUGCUGCUGAAAUUCUAUAUGGUCUUGGGUUUGACAAGCAGAUGCAAGCAAAGAAAACUCGGGAUUUUUCUGGUGGUUGGAGAAUGAGGAUUGCACUUGCACGUGCUCUGUUUAUAAACCCAACCAUCCUGUUGCUUGAUGAGCCCACCAAUCAUCUUGAUUUAGAAGCCUGUGUGUGGUUGGAGGAGACCUUGAAGAACUUUGAGCGCAUCCUGGUGGUGAUUUCACACUCCCAGGAUUUUCUUAAUGGUGUGUGCACAAACAUCAUCCACAUGCAGAGCAAGAAACUGAAGAUCUACACUGGAAACUAUGAUCAGUAUGUUCAGACCCGUUCUGAACUAGAGGAGAACCAGAUGAAACAGUAUAAGUGGGAGCAGGAACAAAUUUCUAACAUGAAGGAAUAUAUUGCUCGGUUUGGGCACGGGUCAGCAAAAUUGGCUCGUCAGGCACAGAGCAAAGAGAAAACCCUAGCAAAAAUGGAGCGCGGUGGGCUUACGGAAAAGGUGGCCAGAGACAAGGUUCUAGUAUUCCGUUUUGUUGAUGUGGGAAAGCUGCCACCGCCCGUACUUCAGUUUGUAGAAGUCACAUUUGGUUACACUCCUGAUAAUCUGAUCUACAAGAACAUUGACUUUGGGGUUGAUUUGGACUCGCGUAUAGCUCUGGUUGGGCCAAAUGGAGCUGGAAAGAGUACUCUCUUGAAGCUGAUGACAGGGGAGUUGUUCCCUACUGAUGGCAUGGUUCGGCGGCACAAUCACCUUAGAAUUGCUCAGUUCCAUCAGCACUUGGCUGAGAAGCUUGAUAUGGAACUGUCUGCCUUGGCGUAUAUGAUCAAAGAGUACCCAGGAAAUGAGGAAGAAAAGAUGAGGGCUGCAAUUGGUAAGUUUGGCCUAUCAGGUAAGGCACAGGUAAUGGCAAUGAAGAAUUUAUCGGAUGGACAGAGGAGCCGUGUGAUCUUUGCUUGGUUGGCAUUUAGGCAGCCCCAAUUACUUUUGUUGGAUGAGCCAACAAAUCACUUGGAUAUCGAGACAAUUGACUCACUGGCUGAGGCACUGAAUGAGUGGGACGGGGGUCUGGUUCUUGUUAGCCAUGAUUUCAGGCUCAUAAACCAGGUAGCUCAGGAAAUUUGGGUAUGUGAAAAUCAAGCUGUGACCCGGUGGGAGGGCGAUAUUAUGGACUUCAAGCGGCACCUAAAGGUUAAGGCUGGUUUAGGUGAAUGA